AUGGAACGUCUCGAUGACUUCUUGGUCGAAUUGGCCAUCCGAAAUUUACCUCUCAGGGACUUACUGGCCUGUUCGGCCACCUGCAAGCGAUUCAACAGCAUCAUCACCUCUUCCACCAAGAUCCAGCUAUUCCUCCAUCAUCACCUUUUCGGUCGUUCAUCCCCACCUACAACAGAUCGUCUGGAGAAUCCACCAAAAGCUAUAAAAGAUCGUUCGACCACCGAUCAACUGGCUAGACUGCUCAGAACGGAAGAUAAUCUCCUGAAAUUCAAGCCCCAUCUCCGGUCCUACGAGCUACCGGCAAAUCAAUCGAUCUGUACGAUAGAUCAUGGGUAUAUCGUCACUUCCUGUCCUUCAGGCGCAGAAAACGAACCUGAUGCAGAUGGUUUGUAUACUCUGGUCACCAUUUGGACACCGGAUGUUCAAAGCAAAGAAGGGAAAUUGUCUUCAAAAGCGGUAAAAGUGGAUUUCAAGCCUAAUACAGAAUCUAAGACCAGAGCGGUAGAUGUGAUGGACGAUGUGAUAAUUUGCGUUCAAGAGUUGGAUGCUGGUGGAGAUACAGUAUUUAGAGUCAGGGUAUUACACUUGUUCAAUGAGGGAGAAAUCGCAAAACCUUAUGAAUCGGAUGAGAUCACUAGAACGACUCAGGAUAUGGGAUUGGAUAAUGCUCCAAGAGUGAUGAUAGGGAGAGAAGGGCUUUUGGUGGUGGUCACUCCGUUCUCUAUCAAGUGGACAAGAUGGACUGAAGGGAAAGAUUGCACGUGGGGUCAUAUUCAGAAUCCACCUUAUAUUGGGUUCUCGUCAUCGAUCAGAGUAUAUGGAUCUGAUUUAGUAGGAAUUCUAGGUCAAUGUGUUCCUCCAUUGAGCGACAAUCCCUUUGCACCUCCACCUAUACCCAAAGAUCAUCUGCUCAUUUAUCAGCUCGAUGACAACGCUCGCGAGGUUAUCGCCAAGCCGAACUUGAUUAUGCGAAUGCCUUAUGGACGAAACGAGCUCCCAGAGAUCGUUCGAUAUGGUACAGCUCAUGGUGAACCUGAGAACAUUUUAUCCCCCGGUUCAUUGGCACAUUCAAACAAUGGUAGGAGCCUGGUACUUCAAGUCAACAUGAUAUUGUUUGAAGACCCCAUCUAUGGGCAUUUCACGCCACAUGGGUAUCCUCAUUGGAUAACCAUUGAUCUGCCUCUCAUAUGCAUCAAGGAGUUGCUAUCCGUAAUCUCUGACAUCGUCCCAGACUCAAAGCGCAUUGUCAGAUGGUACCGAACUCGACGAGCCAAUCCUCCGGAAUGGACGCUACCCCAUGUCAGACUCAACCGAGGUGAAGGCAAGCCAUGCGACUGCUGUAUACCAGCGAAUGAGGCGUCCGAACCAUUGGGUGAUCAAUCAGUAAUCGCUCCUCAUCUUUGGAAAGAGAAUGCUCUCUUUGGGUAUGACACGGGAUUUAAAGAACUGAAUAGUUGCCCACGGAACUUUGGAAGUCGAUCCGUAACAUAUCUCAGGACAUACAGGGGUUCCACGAAGACCAAUGGUGCUUGGCUGAUAGAACUAGAAUGUAUGGACUUCCGACCUGAACCUCAAUACGCGCCUUUCCCUAAAACCCGCUAUACUCUUGGUGGGUUAGGUAGAACCUUGAAAUUACCCAAAGGACCAAAAGAUACUGGCCGAAUCCGUCCUAGUCAGAUCAGUGCCUCGCCUAGUGUGAAGGAAGACGUUCCUUCAUACACUGUAUAUCGAGGUUAUUGGAAGAUCCUUCCCGCUAAAGGUGAGCUGAAGAAUAUGCUUUUCGAUGGUGAGAAGAUUGCUUUUGAAUAUCUGAAUGGAUCUGUGACAGUCCUCGAUUUCGCAUAG
Kwoniella mangroviensis CBS 8507 is the source of this 1845-nucleotide messenger RNA. RefSeq lists its product as uncharacterized. The record is from RefSeq and is a predicted model, not a curated record. Lineage: Eukaryota; Fungi; Basidiomycota; Tremellomycetes; Tremellales; Cryptococcaceae. The transcript has 5 exons. Gene Ontology annotation, molecular function: protein binding. The coding region runs from base 1 to 1845 and encodes 614 amino acids.